CAAAGUCUUAGAAAAGGCAUUUCAAAAAAAAGAGUUUUCAAACUUUACUUGACACUCAGCUGUGCGUCACAGACCCAAAUAGCUUGGGACUUUCCACAGCCGAUGUUUACGCACAGCUGUUUUGGGUUUUCUUAUAACGCUCCCGAUGGCCGAAAGCACAGACAGGAUCCGCUGUUUCUCGCCGUGGAAGUGAUUGUGUGCAUCCAGCUGAUCGGUGGCUGCUGGGAAGGUGUGCCUGAGAUGAGAUGGAUUGACAUUUCCAAUGGAGCGUCUGUGGCUGCUUGCUAGUUUAUGUCAGGUGGCCUUGCUGACCUGCGAACAGCAUUCUAAUCCUGUUGAGGUUGAAGUCGUGUUUCAGCCCUUCCCAGGAACAGACAGCUACACCAUCACCUGCAGACCUGCAAGCAGCCAUCUGGUGUAUGUGGAGCUCAUCUAUCACUCAGCAUGCUCUCCAGACUGCAAGAUAUCGUUGCGAAUGGCUGAGGACCAAAAGGGUUAUAGCAUCACGCUGAGAGCCAGCAGGAAUGAUAUCAUGCUUGAGGCGAAGACCUUUCACUUUAUUCCAGUGUCCCUGUCCUCCUUUCAUGUGCACGGCACAACCACCACUGCCCUCUUGAAAUGGAAAAUUCACAGGCAUCAGAUGCUAUCCUCCUUGAGUCUAUACAACGCGCACACACAGUCCGUGACCCACACUUUCAACAUAAACGCCUCAGAGAUAAAGUCUCAGCACACAGUGGAAGGUCUCCCGCCCGGCACACGCUUCAAGGUUGAAGCCGCGGUGACUUCGGUCCUCAAAGAGUAUAAUGUGACCUUGAAGCAGAAACUCAGCACUUUUAUGGAAACAGCUCGGUGCCCACCUGGCUGGUUGGCCCACGGGAGAAGCUGCUACACUGUGAGAAGGACAGCUUUGACCUGGAGUGACGCCCAGCACAGCUGCUCCGACCUGGCAGCUGGAAGUCACCUGGCAGACCUGAAGACCCUGGAAGAUCUGCUUUUUAUGUCUUCUUAUCUCCUGACCCACGACAACCUGCUGCUGCUAUGGACUGGACUUAAUGACCAGCAGGAGGAGGGCCUACCUCUCUGGUCUGAUGGCUCAUCAUUUAACCAAACAAACAACAUGCUGACUCUGCUGCCAGCCGGCCAGACUGACUGUUUUGCCUUUCAGAGGAACGCCACCGGAUCAGGAUACUUUCUCACUCCGUUCUUCUGCAACAUCCCCUUACCCUUCAUCUGCCAGUACCAGACCCCUCUGGCUCCUGCCUCCUUCUCGUUUGACCUGGUUCAGGUGACAGAGCAACAGGUAGAGCUUCGCUGGAGUGACCUCUCGCCCUUUAACUCACUUAAUCUUUCAUCCUUCGAGAUAUUCCUCCAAUACCAAGAGAGGGAAAUUGAAGAGUCGGGUCAAGGUGAAGAACGCAGACGCAGGAAGCCACGGGACAAAAAGGGAACAAAGAGCCUGAGCAGCAUUAAAAAAAUUGUCAGCGUCCCAAUUUCCCUGUCCUCUAGAGGAGUCACCGUGGCAGGUUUAUCUCCAGGGAGCAUCUACUCUUUUACCCUUCAAGCCUCUCACCCUUCUGGCUUCAUCUGGAGCUUGGGACAAACACAAACUGCUUACACCAGACCUCUUCCCCCACAAAAUCUCACCGCUGGCCCCAUUACAGCCAGUCAGAUUACUGUUCACUGGAUGCUGUCAGAUGCACAGUAUGUGGCUGGAUGGACAUUUGUUGUGCGCUAUGAGGACUUGUCUUCAAGACGGGAUAAUAUAGUUGGAGUAAACAACAUCUCCAGGGUGUCUGAGAGCGGUGGGAUGCAGUCCUACACUGCUGUGAUUGGAGGGCUGGAAUCUCACAGGAAAUACAGGAUUGAAGUUCACACCGUCGCCAAGCACGGGAUAGAGAGCUGUGGACGAGCGCCUCUGACUGUACAGACUGCGGUGAUGGCUCCCAGCGGACUGGUGGUGUCGAGCCUGAGAGGAAACCUGACAGUCUGCUGGACCAGUCCACCUGAUGAUCCCCCAGAUGGUUAUUAUCUCACAUCCCAGCCGCUCAAUAAUCCCACUGCUUCUUCACUGUGGAUAAACCAGUCCAGCUCUGGUGCACUCUGGGUAAAUGAAUCCGUGUGUGUUCACUUGGGGACAUUUACUCCUGGUCAGACUUAUGAAGUGGGAGUCGCCACUAUGAGGGGAAAUGACAGGAGUGAGAGAUCCAGCAUCAUACACACCACAGCUCCGUUGCCGGUGCAGGUAGCAGUUCCUCUUUCAGUGGGCACAAACUACGCACAACUGUACAUUCAGCAUCCACAGCUGGGUCUGACUGAUGGGGUGAAAGUGUGUGCAUGUCCUGGAGUUUGUGACACUGCGUGUAAGGGAGUAUGCGGAUAUACAUGUGACUGGCAUUCCCUCCCUGCUGACGUUCAUACCGUAACCCUUAGCAACCUCAGUCCAGGAUCGCAGUACCAGCUCAGCGUGUACAGCACCAGCCGAGAGCAGAUCGGACCACCGUACUACACCCGGCUCAUCAGAACAAGCCUGGCUCCUCCCAGCAGAGUGAGGGAAGGCGUGGUGACUGACUCAUCCAUAGAACUGCUUUGGGAUCCGGCUGAAGGAGAAUCUCACAGCUACGAGGUCACAUGCCUCAACUGUGACCACCCACUCCAGGUGCAGAAGGUGUUAACUCAGAGUGCAGUGUUUUCUAGUCUGACUCCGGGCUUACUCUACCACUUUGCAGUGCGGACGGAGAAGGAGUCCUUCACCGACAGUUCACCGGCCACCGUCAGUAUCACUGCAGCUCCCAGCCCAGUGGAGAUCUCUCUCGUCAAUAAAACCACAUCAUCCAUAUGCAUUAGUUGGAGUAUGGUCAGGGGACUGGUGAGCGUGUUCCUCCUGUCAAUCAAAAACAGUACAUCCAUUCAAGAGCUGGUCAUCACUCAUCGGGAGCCCAGAUCACACAGCUUUGAAGGCCUCGCUUCUGGAAGCCAAUACACAGUUGAAGUGAUUACUGUUAGUGGGGAAAGAAGAAGUAAACCUGCUACGAUGAUCCUACAUACUAUCCCAGAGGCGCCACAGGAAGUGUCUCUUUCAGAACAGGCUGUGACGUCUGCGUUUGUCACCUGGAGACCACCACCAGGACAGGUGGGGGAGUACAAGCUUCUUUUUGGCCUGACGUCCACGGACAGGGAGUCAUGGGGUCAGGUGGCGGUCAAGGGCACAAGUUUUGAGAUCAGGGAUUUGAUUCCGGGUUCAGACUACGGUGUCAUCAUUCAGAGUGUGUUGGGCUCAGACACAAGCCAGGCGGCCCACAAAGAGUUGAGCACACGCCCAGCAGGAGUUUGCGGCCUUCAUUUAGAUAACGUGAACUCUUCCUCUGUCUUUGUGAGCUGGGACCGUGCGCAGGGAGACUUUGACUUCCACAGAGUCAAUGUGACCAACACUUCAGUCACAAACACAAUCACUAUACCCAAAGAGGAGCGGGUUGCCGUGGUUACGGGGCUGCUGGACGGCUGCAGCUACAACGUGAGCGCCGAGAGAGUGAGAGGAGGGACAAUAGGAGUCGCUGCCUUUCUGACUGUAACCACAGUGCCAGCCCGUGUGCAGAAAGUACGUGUCGUGAAUGUAUCUGCACGUGCGUUCUCGUUGCGCUGGGAGCAGGCAGCUGGUUGUGUGGAUCAUUACCAAGUGAAGCUGCUACCGAACCAGGGAAGAGUCACAGUUCACCCUGCACGUGAUGGACACGUUCAGGCCGACGUGGUGAAUGUCAGUCCAGGGACACAGUACACUGUAACAGUCACAGCUGCCGUCUCCUCCAACAUCAGCCCCGGAGUCAGCCGCAUGAUCAAUACUAAUGAGAGCUUACCCGGGACCCCUUAUGCCCUAGAGGGAGAAGCUGUGGGCUCUAAUGGUAUUCUGCUCUCCUGGACAAUGCCGUCUGAUACCAGAAAUAUCGAGUCAUAUGCCAUCAGGUACAAGGAGGUGUGUCCCUACCCCGAUCCCGUUUUCUCACAGGUGAUGAGGUUACCGGAUGCACCAGAGACUCUGCUCACUGACUUCACUUCAGGUUCUACGUACAACAUCAAGGUAGCUGCUAUAUCUUCAGCUGGAACAGGAGAAUUCAGCAAGUCUUUAUACAUAAAGACAGCUGAGUCCCCCCCCGGCCUGGUGACCAAUCUGUCAGCGUACGCUCAGAACCACACCUCCGUCAUGGUCACCUGGUACUUGCCACACCGCAUCAACGGCCUCAUCACCAAGUUUGCAGUCAAGGCAAAGCAUGCUCGCACGGGGCAGACCGUCCGAAUGCUGGAGGUCAAUGCAGAGGACAUCAUGACUGGAGCGCUGCCUCACUGCAAUGAUGCAGCUGAUAUCCUGUCUCGUGCGACUCCCAGUCCCUUGGAGAUAACGGCAUCGUCUCCACCCGUCACCCUCUCCGCCGUGCCCCCUGCGGCCGCUUGGAGUGUGCCCAUAUCAGUAGGAGUCGAUCAGCUACGACCUUACACUGCCUAUCUGUUCGAGGUGUCUGCCUUCACUUCUGAUGGAGAGGGACAGAUAGCCUCCACUAUGGUCCGCAUGCCAGAAUCCGCUCCAGAAGAUCCGCCACAAAACUUCUCGAUAUUAAGUAUGACGUCUCGAUCAAUCUCUGUGUCCUGGAACUCUCCCAACAUCAUCACAGGAAGGUUCUCCUACGUGCUCUACUUAUACGGACCUACAGGUUUUUUGUAUGAGAACAGCACAUCAGACAUGCAGUUUGCUUUUACUGGUUUGACCCCCUACACCAAGUACAGAAUAGCCGUCCGGGCAAAAGCAGCUGGAGAGACGGGACCAGCAGCCCACGAUGACAUAAUUACGCCAGCUGAAGCACCCAGCGCAGUGCAGGACCUGGUGGCAAUCGCUGAAGAUUCGGUUUCCAUUCGUGUGAGCUGGAAGAGCCCUGCACAGCCCAACGGUCCCAUUACCCAGUACAGGCUGCUGGUCCUGGUAGAUGAAGCUCUGCUGCAGGACAUCACCCUCACGGGAGAAAUGAAUACAACUGGUUUAUAUGAGGAGGAGACUCUUCCUCCAGAUGCUCUUAACAAUCCGGGGAGACGUAAGAGAGAUGCUGAACUCAGUGCGGUCACCUCCCCGACCACUUUCACGGCCACCGUUUCUGAUCGCACGCUGCUCACUGAGGCGACCGCUUCCAGCUCCACAGACUCCAGACUCAGAAGCACUGAUCUCUUCACUAACACCAAUAUUCAGCCAACCAUUGACCCCAUGGCCACUGACAAGCCCAGCCCCACUUACGACUCUCACAGCGCAGACACUCAGUCGACUGACUCCACUGUCUUUGCAACUUCUGCGCUUUCUCUUACCUCUGUGCCACCUGCUACACUUCCACCCUGGCUGACAAAGCAAUCACAAGCUGGGGGUAUGACUUCAGACUCCUCCCCCUUGGCCCUGACCCCAGGCCAGCUCCGCUUGUCUACACAUGACGCUUCAAUUACAGGACACUUUUCAACACGCAGCGCAGCAGUGUCUGGUACUACAGGUGUGACAGUGAGAGAGGAGGUGCUGGACGUUUUGUCUGAGGAGUUGUCUUACCUGGUGUCGGAUCUGAAUCCCUUCACUGAGUACACGUUCAGGGUCACUGCUUCCACCACUGUGGGAGAAGGUCCUGCUACAGAUAUCACCGAGAAGACCAGGGAGCAGGUCCCCAGCUCAGUGCUCGACGUGUCGUAUGAAAACAUCAGCUCCACCUCCAUCCGGGUGAGCUGGGUCCCGCCACUCAAUCCCAAUGGACGGAUUACACAUUACACCGUUUAUGGUCUCAAACUGCAGACUAACAUGGCACUGAAGUGGGUUUCUAACAGUACCGACAUAUUAAUAACAGAUCUGGACAAGUACACAAGUUAUAAGCUGCGUGUAGCAGCAUCUACAGCUGUGGGAGAGAGCUCUUUGUCUGAGGACGAUGACAUUUUUGUUCUCACUUUAGAGGACGAACCUGACUCCCCACCUGUGAACCUCACCGUGGUUGACACCAGCCCCUCUGCUGCCACGCUGACCUGGUCUGCACCAGAGAGAGCUAACGGGAUGAUCCAGCGUUAUGAGGUCCUGUAUGAGAACGAAUCCUUCUCUGCAAUGAUUAAUACAACCACCAACAGAGUCACUCUGAUCAAUCUGAAACCAUUCUCCUAUUACAACGUGUCUGUGAAGGCGUACACGCGGUACGGCCACGGCAACCAAAUGUCAGACACCUUGUGGCUGCUGUCUGGAGAAGAUGUGCCAGGCAGUCCUCCAUAUGGCCUCGCCUAUGAUGCAGUGAGUCCCAGUGAGGUGAACGUGACCUGGCAACCUCCACUGAUGCCUAACGGGGUCAUUAUUGAAUACAGUCUGGAGCUUUGGAACUCCACUCACUACCUGAACCUCACCUCCAAGAACAACUACAUCCACAUCACGCAUCUGAGGAAGUACGCACAGUACCGUGUCACGGUUCAAGCGCACACACGGGUCGGGCCAGGAAACCACAGCAGUGAGCCACUGAACAUCACCACACUUGAGGAUGUGCCAAGUGACUCGGUCCGAAACUUGUCAGCUCAGAUCUUCAGCUCCACGACCAUCAUCGUGAGUUGGGACCCUCCCCUGGAGCCAAACGGUCGUCCCUUCUACCUGCUCACCCUCCAGGAGGCUGGCAUCUCCCCAGACACAUCCAGCCAAGGGACUCCAGCUGUCAACAAAACGACCAAGCACAAGACAAGUGAAAAUAUCUACCUGUUCACUAGGCUCAGGAAGUAUUUCCCUUAUGUGGUUACUGUUACUCCAGCGACUGAUGCUGGCGCUGCUUACAACCACACCAGCACAAUGUACCUGAGGACCAAGGAAGACAUUCCAAGUUCUGCUCCGUUGCUAGUGUCCACUAGGAACCUGUCUUCAUCCUCCAUCGCUGUGGUGUGGCAACGCCCUCUGGAGGCCAACGGGGAGAUAACAGAGUUUACCCUCACUCUGUUUGGCCCCGGGGGCUCCAACACAACACACACCCCCAACACCUCGUUCAUCCUCACUGACCUCCUUCCAUACACAGCUUACAAUCUCACCAUUACGGCUUCUACGCGCAAAGGCUCAGGGCCUUAUCUGCUGCUGCAGUUACACACUGAUGAAGGCGGCCCCAUGUCCCCUCCCCGUAACCUGACUAUAUACAACCACACGGCAGUCUCUGUGUGGCUGAGCUGGGAGCCUCCUCUGGAGCCCAAUGGAGUGGUGAUAAAGUACGGAUUCCGGAUCCGAGACCUCAUCACACACACCGUCACACAUCGGAAUUCCUCUAGUUCGUCGACCACAGAGUAUCUCUCAGGCUUCAGGCCUCAUAGUUCCUAUGAGAUCAGCGUGUACAGUUACACCAGAAUGGGCCACGGGGAUCAGUUCAGCAGUCCUGUGACCUUCACAACAAAUGAGUCAGUGUCUGAUGCUGUGGGGAACCUGUCUUGCUCAGGAGUGAGCUGGGAUUCAAUUCAGCUGUCUUGGGAGCUGCCAGCCAACCCUAAUGGGCAGAUCCUGUUUUAUGAGAUUCUAGUGGAGGUAGACUCGCAGUCCUUCACCCACCAGACUCACACGGCAGACUACACAGUGACUGGGCUCUCACCAGACCAGGAGUAUGCACUCAAUGUAGCAGCAGUCAACUCUGCAGGACCGGGAGACAGAGUAAACUGUACAGCUUUCACACUUUCUGAAUCAGUCCCAGCUGCCCCUCGCUCCCUCACCAUCUCUCAGGUCGCACCUAACAAUGUGACACUGAGCUGGGCUCGGCCGCUCUCCAUUCCAGGCCUGCUGAAAGAGUACCACGUCGUUGCACAGCUGCUUUCAACUGCUUGUGAAUCAAACAUGCCACUUGCUGCUCAGCCGACCCCAGAGGACGAUCUGGCCUCAGACUGCGUGGACUCUGAUGUCACGGUGUCAGUAAAUGCUUCAGAUGGCUCUGAGGAGAACAGCGUCACACUCCAAUCGCUGGCUAAAUACAGAAACUACCGCUUCAAAGUGGCUGCUGUGACCAACGCCGGAGUCGGAGAAUACACACAGUGGAUUUAUGCAACCACCCUCGCUGGAAACCCUGACGCUCCUCCCCGCGGCUUACAAGUGACCCCCACCUCCAGCGGCCUUUACAUUGCGUGGGACGCUCCAGCUGUUCUCUCUGGACUGACUUCAUAUCUUGUGCAGGUCCAUGGUCCCGAUAUGAACAUCUCAAUAGUGCGGGCUCCUGGAGAGCUGAUGACCGUCAUUGUGACUAACCUGACGGCUUUCACUCGUUACGCUGUGACUGUCACUGCCUUCACGGGUCCAUUGGAGCACGCUGCCAGAGAUGGAAAAGCCGUCGGACCGAUUGACUUCCAAACCCUGGAGGAAGAACCAACAGACCCUCCCAAGAAUGUGACCGUCUCAGUUGUUCCAGAGGAAGUGAACCGUCUGAGGGUGACCUUCAACCCCCCUGAGGCGCCCAAUGGCAACAUCACUGCCUACUUUGUGUACGUGUACGACGACGAUCGGCUGGUAAAGAACGUCAGCGUCACUAUCACCCAAGGAGAGCAUAACACGGUGGCGGCGGUCAUAGAAGGCCUAAAGGGAGGACAAAACUACAGCAUACAGAUUUCAGCGAGGAACGGGGCCGGCACAAGCCCACCCAGCCCACGUGUCCACAUAACUACAGGGAUCAAAGCCCCGGCCAAGCCAACCCAAAGACCCCAGGCAGUGAUGGGCCAUGGAGGGGUUGCCAUGGUAACCCACAGGAGUAUCACCAUCCGCAUGCCUGCCUGUUUCUAUAGUGACGACAAUGGACCAAUCACAAAAAUUCAGGUCAUCGUGGCCGAGUCAUCGGUGAAGGAUAUGGAGAACCUAACCAACUGGAGGACUGCAUUCUUUACUCGUCCUGCCCCUUACCUGACUGAUGCAGGCUUCCCCAAUCCGUCGUGCUCUUUGGGGGACAGGGCAUCACAUAUGAAUCCACAGAGCGGUGGUGGCAGCGUGCCUGGAGACAGCCGGUCAACAAUGACGAAAAAAGAAGUUAUGCAAGGGACCUACGUGAUCGGAGAAAACGAUAAUUGUUUGGAGGAGAACAACACUGAACAUUUCUGCAAUGGACCUCUGAAGUCUAACGUUUUCUAUGUGUUUAGGUUCAGAGCCACUAACAUUAAUGGCCAAUACACAGACUCUGAAUACUCAGAGCUUGUCAAAACUUCAGCGGAUGGGCUGUUGACCAGAGAUGAGCAGAUCAUUCUGGGUGUACUGCUGUCCUUCUUCUUGGCUGUGUUAAUCAUCAUCAUCCUCUGUUGCUCAGUAAAGCUCCAUCAGCGUAAGAAGGAGGGUGGGACUUAUUCACCCAGAGAGGCGGAGAUCAUAGAGACCAAGUGUAAGCUGGAUCAGCUGAUCGCUGUAGCAGAUCUGGAGCUGAAACAAGAAAAACUCAACCGGUAUUCUUCCUUCUUCUUUAGACGGAAAGAGAUUUAUGUCAUCCAGCUGCUCAGCUACAGGAAAUCGCUCAAGCCUGUCAACAAGAAGUCUUUUCUGCAGCAUGUAGAGGAUCUGUGUGCCACUGACAAUGCCAAGUUUCAGGAGGAGUUUGCUGAGCUCCCAAAAUUGCUGCAGGACCUGGCCACCACAGACGCUGACCUACCCUGGAACAAAUCCAAGAAUCGCUUCCCGAACAUCAAGCCCUACAAUAACAACCGAGUGAAGUUGCUGUCAGAACCAGGCACUGCGGGCUCAGACUAUAUCAACGCCAGCUUUGUCUCUGGCUACUUGUGUCCCAAUGAGUUCAUAGCCACCCAGGGUCCUCUGCCCGGCACUGUGGCCGACUUUUGGAGGAUGAUCUGGGAAACAGGAACCCGCACCAUCGCCAUGCUUACGCAGUGUUACGAGAAAGGCAGAAUUCGGUGUCACAAGUACUGGCCCGAGGACAACAAGCCGAUGUCGGUGUUUAGUGACAUUCUCAUCUCAAAAGUGUCAGAGGAAGUCCUUCCUGACUGGACUGUCAGAACCCUGAAAGUAGAAAAGCAUGGACACUACAUUUUGGUCCGCCACUUUAACUACACAUCAUGGCCUGAGCACGGCGUUCCAGAGUCUUGCAGCACACUCAUUAAGUUCGUCAAAGCUGUCCGAGCGCACAGGCACGAAAACACCACUAUAGCGGUCCACUGCAGUGCCGGCGUAGGAAGGACAGGUGUGUUUAUCGCCCUCGAUCACCUCAUCCAGCACGUCAGAGAUCAUGAAUUUGUGGAUAUUUACGGGCUGGUGGCUGAACUGCGCAGCGAGAGGAUGUGUAUGGUGCAGAAUCUGGCUCAGUACAUCUUCCUGCACCAAAGUACGCUGGAGCUGCUGAACAACAAAGGCAAUAGCCAAUCCAUCUGGUUUGUUAGCUAUUCUGCUCUGGAGAAGAUGGACUCCCUGGACGCCAUGGAAGGUGAUGUUGAACUGGAAUGGGAGGAGACCACUAUGUGAAAAUCUGACAGAGGUACACUUGUACCUGCGAGUAUUUUUUCAGGGUCAUCGGUACAUGACCUGUGCGCAGAUCCGCCUCCACCAAGCAGUUAGAGGAUGAAGGCGGAGGAACGGGAGGUGAACACCACAGUCUGAACUGAACGGUCUGUCUGAUGACUAAGACUUUGUUGCUCCACUUCAAACCUUAUUCGCAGCACAGUCCUCUCUUUACUUUACCUCUUGUCCACUUGUUUCCAAAAGAAGGUGAGAGAGACAGAAACUUGGUGGCGUGGUGGGGGGGCAGGGACAAACAAUUUGAGAAACAACAGGGAUAAGAGAGAAGAAGGUGAGCUGAUUGUGAGAGCGCUAUCACAUCUGUAAGCCUGCAGGUACUUUGCACAAAUUGAUUUCACUGUGUAUUGUAAUUAUUUUAUUAUGUUGAUAUCAUCUACGUUUUUUGUAAGAUAAUUUAUUCAGCCAAAAAUGGUAUUGUUGUUGUUGUUUUUUUUUUCAGUCUCUUUGUAACCCUGUCUGUGUCGACGUGUUGUUUAUCCUUCCUCGUGAGUGAUUUGCAAAAAUAAAAGGAACUUGCAUUUUU
Stegastes partitus (bicolor damselfish) is the source of this 11027-nucleotide messenger RNA. RefSeq names its product protein tyrosine phosphatase receptor type Q (gene ptprq). Gene Ontology annotation, cellular component: signaling receptor complex. The record is from RefSeq and is a predicted model, not a curated record. The transcript has 59 exons. Gene Ontology annotation, molecular function: protein tyrosine phosphatase activity; protein binding. Gene Ontology annotation, biological process: peptidyl-tyrosine dephosphorylation involved in inactivation of protein kinase activity. Bases 263 to 10450 code for a protein of 3395 amino acids. NCBI's taxonomy places the organism in Eukaryota, Metazoa, Chordata, Actinopteri, Pomacentridae.